AUGGAGAUGGAUGCCGCUAAUGGCAAGCACUCUGUUGGCGGAGGCAGCGGCGUCGGAAGCUUGCUCCGGCCACCGCGGAUAUUCUGCAUCACGCUGCUCUCGAUCGUCUUCUGGGCCCUGAUAAUCUACUUCGUCUCCACCAUGCAAGGCAAUAUGGCGUCCCUUCUCCUCAAGCCCUCGGCCUUCUCCCUUCCGUCCUUCCGCUUCGGCCGGGACCGGUGCGUCGGCCGGUACAUCUACAUGUACGACCUGCCGCCACGGUUCAACGCCGACCUCGUCCGCCGCUGCCGCCAGUUCUCGGUCACCGACGACAUCUGCAAGCUCAUGGUGAACGACGGGUUCGGCGCGGAGCUCCCGCCCGGUGACUCCCUGCCGGAGAAGGGAGCCUACGACACCGACCAGUACAUGCUGGAGCUCAUCUACCACGCGCGGAUGAAGAGGUACGAGUGCCUCACCGCCGACCCCUCAACGGCCGCCGCCGUGUAUGUACCCUUCUACGCCGGGUUUGAUGCGUCACUGAACCUGUGGAAGAGCAACCUCACGGACCGUGACGCCCUGUCGCGGGACAUGGCGGACUGGCUUGUGCGGCGGCCCGAGUGGCGCGCCAUGUGGGGCCACGACCACUUCCUGGUCGCCGGACGGGCUACAUGGGAUUUCAUCCGGAGCAAAGACGGCGGCUGGGGCAAUCCCUUGAUGACAUACCCGGCCAUCCGCAACAUGACGGUUCUCACCAUCGAGGCCAGCCCGUGGCAGGGCAACGACUUCGCAGUGCCAUUCGCGUCGCACUUCCACCCUUCCUCCGACGCCGACGUGCUCCGCUGGCAGGACCGCAUGCGCCGGCAGGAGCGCAGGUCGCUCUGGGGCUUCGCCGGCGGGCCACGCCCCGGCAAUACGACGGUGCGCGCCCAGAUUAUAGAGCAGUGCGGCAAGUCGAGCAGUUGCGCAAUGUUCGGCGCCAAGUCGUACCACAGCUCGCCGGAUCAGAUCAUGGGGCUGCUGGAGAGCGCCGAGUUCUGCGUCGAGCCAUGCGGCGACUCCUUCACCCGCAAGUCCACCUUCGACGCCAUCCUUGCUGGCUGCAUCCCGGUCUUCUUCCACCCGAUCUCCGCCUACACCCAGUACACCUGGCACCUGCCCAGGGACUACAGGAGCUACUCGGUGUUCAUCCCCCAGAUCGAUGUGGCCAAGCGGAACGUCAGCAUCGAGGAGGAGCUGAGGAAGAUACCGCCGACGAAGGUGGCGCAGAUGCGAGAGGAGGUGAUCCGGCUCAUACCGAGGGUGAUGUACAGGGAACCCAUGGCCAAGGGCCUGGUGUUCAAGGACGCGUUCGAUGUCGCUGUGGCUGCGGUCAUCGACAGAGUGGCGAAGCGCCGCCGUGCCACGGCUGAGGGACGCGAGUACAACGACAGCUUCGACGGAUAUUUUAGUUGGAAGUAUGACUUGCUAGAGCGUGGGCAGAAGGAUAUAGGCCCGCACGAGUUUGAUCCAUAUAUGUGA
This is a messenger RNA of Lolium rigidum, 1497 nucleotides long. Its product is annotated as xyloglucan galactosyltransferase KATAMARI1 homolog. Bases 1 to 1497 code for a protein of 498 amino acids. Gene Ontology annotation, molecular function: glycosyltransferase activity. The record is from RefSeq and is a predicted model, not a curated record. The transcript has a single exon. Lineage: Eukaryota; Viridiplantae; Streptophyta; Magnoliopsida; Poales; Poaceae.